Molecule: messenger RNA, 1918 nt
Organism: Thermothielavioides terrestris NRRL 8126
Lineage: Eukaryota; Fungi; Ascomycota; Sordariomycetes; Sordariales; Chaetomiaceae
Exons: 4
Coding region: 157-1824 (555 amino acids)
Biological process (GO): secondary metabolic process
Molecular function (GO): CoA-ligase activity
Source: RefSeq, a predicted model, not a curated record
CAACUCUACAGGGAUAAACGCCAAUCGACACCCAUGCCACCAGCAUCAAGAGCAUGGCACAUGCUUGUGCCUUGUCGUUCAAGCACCGGCAUGACAACAAGACCUUGACUUUUCUCUUCUUCCUUUCCCUUUCGCAGCACACCCACAAAUAACACAAUGCCGUACCCGUCCACGUUCCCGCCGCUCGACAUCCCCGACGGGAUCGAUCUGUGGUCGUUUCUGUUCGGGCACAAGCACAGAGACUUCCCUGUGACCAAGGAGAUCCUGACCUGCGCCGAGACGGGCCGCUCGUACAGCUGGGCCGAUGUGCGCAGCGCGUCCAUCGAGUUCGGCAAGGGACUGAAGGCGCUCUGGGGGUGGAAGAAGGGCGACGUACUUGCCUUGUACACUCCAAACUCCAUCGAUACCCCCAUCGUCACCCUCGGCGCCCUCUGGGCAGGCGGCGUCGUCUCGCCCGCCAACCCCCUCUACACCACCGACGAGCUGGCCUUCCAGCUCCGCGACUCCGGCGCCAAGGGGCUGGUGACGCAGCCGGCCUACCUGGGCACGGCGCUCGCGGCCGCGCACAAGGCCGGCCUCCCGCCGGAGCGCGUCGUGGUGCUGGGCCCGCGGCGCGACCCGCGCGGGCGCACCCGCCACUUCGCCAGCAUCCGCAGCACCAGCUACACGGGGCGGUACGCCAAGGCCAAGAUCGCGCCCCGGCGCGACCUCGCCUUCCUCGUCUACAGCUCCGGCACCACCGGCCUGCCCAAGGGCGUCGGCCUGUCGCACCGCAACAUGGUCGCCAACCUGCUGCAGGCGAGCUACGUCGAGGGCAGCCAGUGGCGCAGCCGCGGCGGGCCCGACGGCGCCGGCGACAGGCAGCUGGCCGUGCUGCCCUUCUUCCACAUCUACGGCCUCACCUGCGGCGUGCUGAUGGCGCUGUACGAGGGCUGGCAGCUCGUCGUGCUGGAGCGCUUCGACAUGGAGAAGGCCCUGCGCGCCAUCGAGAAGUACCGCGUCACCUUCGCCUACGUGCCGCCGCCCGUCGUGCUGGCCUUCAGCAAGCACCCGGCCGUGGACGCGUACGAUCUGAGCUCGCUGAAGGUGCUGCACUCGGGUGCCGCGCCGCUGACGCGGGAGCUGACCGAGGCGGUGUGGAACCGGCUCAAGGUGCCGGUGAAGCAGGGGUUCGGGCUGUCGGAGACGAGCGCCGUGGUGUGCUGCCAGACGGUGGAUGAGUGGGCCAAGUUUAUGGGGUCCGUUGGGAAGCUGAUGCCCAACAUGACGGCCAAGAUCGUGGGCGAGGAUGGGAAGGAGGUGCCGGAGGGUGAAUCUGGCGAGCUGUGGCUAAAAGGCCCCAACGUCUUCGCCGGAUACUUCAACAGACCCGAGCUGACCAAGGAGGCGUUUUCGCCCGACGGCUUCUUCAAAACCGGAGACGUGUUCCGGCGCGACAAGCACGGCAAUUUCUACUGCGUAGAUCGGCUCAAGGAGCUGAUCAAGUACAACGGCUACCCGGUCCCGCCGGCCGAGCUAGAAGGGGUGUUGCUCGGGCACGAGGACGUCGCCGACGCCUGCGUGAUCGGCGUCGAGGACCGCGCCAACGCGACCGAAGUGCCGCGGGCAUACGUCGUCCUCCGCCCGGGGGUGGCGGCCGGCGACGCCAAGGCGGAGCAGCUUGCCGAGUGGGUGGCGGCGCGGGUGGCUCCGCACAAGAAGCUGCGCGGCGGCGUGCGCUUCGUGGACCACGUCCCCAAGUCGCCCAGCGGCAAGGUGUUGCGGAGGGUGAUGCGGGCGCAGGCGAAGCAGCAGGAGCAGCGGGCUUUGGGGGCGAAGUUGUGAUAACCGUUUGGUAGGCAAAGCACAUGUGGACGUAUGUCCCAAUGUAGAGUCUAGUUCUAUGUAUGUCCAUGCAAGCCAAUAUCCCGUCUAGCGC